This is a messenger RNA of Exserohilum turcica Et28A, 846 nucleotides long. RefSeq lists its product as uncharacterized. The record is from RefSeq and is a predicted model, not a curated record. The transcript is spliced from 4 exons. NCBI's taxonomy places the organism in Eukaryota, Fungi, Ascomycota, Dothideomycetes, Pleosporales, Pleosporaceae. Gene Ontology annotation, molecular function: catalytic activity. The annotation marks the transcript as partial.
AACCUAAACCAAGAAGCAGAGGAUCUAGUAGAGUGGGUAGGCAACCAAAACCUUUCUCUUCUAAAUACUCUAGGGACUGGCACCUUUUUUGGAGUAAAUAUGCCGCAAGAAAGCGUACUAGAUCUUACUUUUGCAACUAAUAAUAUAGCUGCCAAAAUCCAGGACUGGCAAACUAUACCAAGAGUUGGAUCAGACUACCACGCAAUCCUUUUUAGUAUUAAAAGCCUAGGCCAGCUACCUAGCUAUACACUUAAUAAAGAAGUCAACAACCAACAGCUAGAGGCACAACUACUAGACCUACCUCACACCUCUAGCUAUUUAUCAAAAAAGAUCCUAUUAGGUCAGGAUAACUCCCUAGUAGAGAAACUAGAGAAACUAGGAGAAGAUAUUACAACAGUAGUACAAACAGCUCUAAAAGAAUCCACCCUACUAUGGACUAGUGAGCUAGAUAACCUAAAGUCGGAUCAAAACAGAGCUUUUCGAUGGAAAAAAGAGUAUCUUAUUGCAAAAUACAGAUAUCUAAAAGAUAUUAAAAAAGCUGAGCUUAACCACUGGGAAACCUUCCUACAAAAGGAGACGCUAAAAGAGAUAUUUAAAGCUAUGGCCUAUACAAAAGACAACCUAUCUAUAAGGAUACCUGCUAUUAAAGGCAAGGAGACCUUUAGAGAAAAAUGCCAAGCCUUUAGAGAAGAUCUCUUCCCCCCACCACCAUCUACUCUAGCCCCACUACUAAAUACCUACAAAGGAGAUAGCAGAUGGGAGUGGCCAGCUUUAACAAAAGAAGAGCUCGAAUUCGCCUGCGUAAGCGUAAAAGCUACCUCGCCAGGACUAGAUUUAAUCAGCUAG